Rubroshorea leprosula is the source of this 1128-nucleotide messenger RNA. NCBI's taxonomy places the organism in Eukaryota, Viridiplantae, Streptophyta, Magnoliopsida, Malvales, Dipterocarpaceae. The record is from the annotation of a GenBank genome assembly.
CAGGUUAGUACAAUGCACUGAAAGAAGAGUUAAUGGCAUUAUCUAAGAAUCAGACAUGGACUCUUGUUCUGCGCCACUCUUCCAUGAAUGUUAUUGGCUCUAAAUGGGUCUAUAAAACCAACUUAAAAGCAGAUGGUAGCUUAGAAAGGUUGAAAGCAAGGCUUAUAGCUAAGGGAUUCAACCAACAAGCUGGCAUAGACUAUGAAGAAACCUUUAGUUCAGUUAUCAAGCCCCAAACAAUUCGCAUUGUGCUCACUAUUUCACUUGCAAAAGGAUGGACCAUCAAGCAAUUAGAUUUCCAAAAUGCCUUUUUACAUGGCUACUUAACGGAACCGGUCUACAUGAAUAGCCACCUGGAUUUGAUGACCCAACUCAUCCAAAUCAUGUAUGUCAAGUCAACAGAGCACUUUAUGGUCUUAAACAAGCUCCUAGAGCCUGGUUUGAACGAUUCAGCCACUUCCUACUUCAACUUGGUUUUCUAUGCAGUCGUUGUGAUUCAUCUUUAUUCAUUCUUCAUCAUGCUCAAGAAGUUGGGAAAUCUCUCAUACUUUUUGGGAAUUCAAGUCUACAUUACCCUUCAUGGAUUAUUCCUAUCUCAGAAGAAAUAUGCCCAGGAGCUCCUUAAAUGUGCAGGAAUGAUUGAUUGCAAAGCCAUAGCAACACCAAUGGUCACCAAGUCCUUGGCACUUUCUCAUGUAGAGCCAUUCUCCAAUCCUUCACUCUUUUGAAGUUUGGUUGGAGCUUUAUAGUAUCUAACAAUCACAAGGCCAAAACUUUCAUAUGUUGUUAAUACUGCAUGCCAAUCCAUACACUCUCCUACUGUUGGAAGCUUUCAGUUAGUCAAAAGAAUAUUGAGAUAUGUGAAGGGAACAAUUGAUUGUGGCCUUCAUUUCCUUAAAGACUCUAGUCUUGACUUAUAUGGUUACUCCGAUGCCGAUUGGGCAAGUUGCAGUAUCACGCGACGUUCCAUUACAAGUUUUGUAGUAUUUCUUGGCUCUAACUUGGUAUCAUAGGGAGCAAAGAAACAAAACACAGUUGCCCGCUUAAGUGCGGAAGCUGAAUAUAGAGCACUUGCAUCCACCACGGCUGAACUUACAUGGCUUUCUUUUAUAUUGCGUGACCUUGCCA